Humulus lupulus (European hop) is the source of this 1614-nucleotide messenger RNA. RefSeq names its product protein TOO MANY MOUTHS. The transcript has a single exon. The record is from RefSeq and is a predicted model, not a curated record. Lineage: Eukaryota; Viridiplantae; Streptophyta; Magnoliopsida; Rosales; Cannabaceae. Gene Ontology annotation, molecular function: protein binding. The coding region runs from base 31 to 1515 and encodes 494 amino acids.
CUCAUUACUCCCUCCUACACACUCAAAAAAAUGGCUCAAAUUUUCUCGACACCCAAACAAACUUAUCUCUCAUUCUUUCUCUUUCUCCUUUCAUUUCUUCCACUUUCUAGGCCAUUCACCGUCAUCAUGUCCGACUCGGGCGUGCCGUCGGCUUUAAUAGAUGGACCCCAAACCGGGUUUUCCAUGAACAGCAACGACGGAGCCCGAACCGACCCGAAAGAGCAAGAAGCGGUGUACGACAUCAUGAGGGCUACCGGCAACGACUGGGCCACUGACAUACCCGACGUCUGCCGUGGCCGGUGGCACGGCAUUGAGUGUAUGCCAGACAAGGACAAUGUCUUUCACGUCGUUUCGUUGUCGUUCGGUGCCUUAUCAGACGAUACGGCGUUCCCCACUUGUGACCCGACCCGUUCUCAUAUCUCACCCUCCGUCACCAAGCUUCCACACCUUCGAACCCUUUUCUUCUACCGUUGUUUGACCAAUAAGCCUCAACCCAUUCCCUCGUUCUUGGGUCAGUUGGGUCCAACGCUUCAGACCUUGGUGCUCAGAGAAAACGGGCACGUGGGUCACAUCCCUACUGAAUUGGGUAACUUGACCCGGUUAAGAGUUCUUGAUCUCCAUAAAAAUAACUUCAACGGGUCAAUUCCGGACUCUCUGAACCGAGUCACCGGUUUAUGGUCGUUAGAUUUGAGCGCGAAUAGAUUAACCGGUUUGAUACCCAACUUCAGCUUCCCUGUGUUGAGUAUAAUCGAUUUGAGCCAAAAUCUUCUUGUGGGUUCGAUUCCUUCUGGGAUAACAACUUGUCGUUCGUUGAUAAAGAUCGAUUUUAGCCGAAAUCGAUUGACGGGUUCAAUACCCGACUCGAUAGAUAACUUGAAAGAUCUUACUCUUAUCGAUUUAAGCUACAACCAUCUCACGGGUCCUCCAAUACCAGGCUCGCUUAAGAGCUUAGUUUCUCUCCAAGCUUUGAUUCUCAAAGGGAAUCCAAUGGGGUCGGAAACGAUUCCCGGUGAUGGGUUCGAGGGAAUGAAGAGUUUAAUGGUGUUGAUUCUAUCAAACAUGAACUUGCGUGGUCCAAUCCCUGCUUCGCUUGGCCACUUGCCAAAUCUUCGAGUACUUCAUCUUGAUGGAAACCACUUCAACGGUUCGAUUCCCACAAGUUUGAAAGAGCUGAAAGGUAUAAGUGAGCUGAGAUUAAACGACAAUUGGCUAAGUGGGGAAGUUCCAUUUGGGAGAGAAUUGGUUUGGAGAAUGAGAAAGAAGCUAAGGCUUUACAACAACUCAGGGCUCUGUUUUAGUGGGAAUAGUGGUCUCGAUGACUAUUUGGAUUCGUCGUUUAAUUCUGGUAUCGGUCUGUGUGACAUGCCCAAACCCGGUUCGGGUAGAACGGUUCAACAUAUGUUUACUACUCAGCUUGACUCAGCUAACGUAUCAUAUAGUACAGUUCAUCAAGUCUCUAUUCGUGCUUUGUUGCUUCAGAUAGUUAUAUCUUUCAUUCUUGUGCUUUUGUUGUAAGAAGAUUGGAUUGUAACUAUAACACACACCGGCUGUACACUCUAGUGUUUUUCUUUAGAUGUCUUACAAGUAUGUUAUAAUAUUUUUUUGUAGGUACAA